This is a messenger RNA of Colossoma macropomum (tambaqui), 2325 nucleotides long. RefSeq names its product ankyrin repeat domain 6a (gene ankrd6a). The record is from RefSeq and is a predicted model, not a curated record. NCBI's taxonomy places the organism in Eukaryota, Metazoa, Chordata, Actinopteri, Characiformes, Serrasalmidae. Gene Ontology annotation, molecular function: protein binding.
AUGAUCCCUGAGCCAAGAGAAGAGUCGAUCACACUGGAUCUCGGCACCUCCUACUGGAAUUCGGCCGAGAGCACCGGGCAGGCCAACAGAAUCAGUAACAAGGCCGGUUGCUGUCCUGCGCUCCUCUUCUCCUGUCAGAACCUGACCCAGGUCAACACUGUGCUUCAGCACACGUCCGGCAGCAACCAGGAGUGCCUGGAGAAUUUUGAUCUGCAGGGACAUCAGACAGCACUGCACCGUGCGGCUGUCGUGGGAAACCGUGAGGUCAUCUCUGCUCUUGUCCAGGGAGGCUGUGCCCUCGACCUGCAGGACAAGGAAGGAAACACUGCUUUGCAUGAGGUGGCAUGGCACGGUUUUAGCCAGUGUGUAAAAGUCCUGGUGAAAGCUGGGGCUAACGUUCAUGUUAAAAAUAAGGCAGGGAACACAGCUCUCCAUCUGGCCUGUCAGAACGGACAUGCUCACAGUGCUCGAGUGCUGCUGCUCGGAGGAUCUGUUCCUGACAGCAAAAACAAUGCAGGUGACACAUGUUUACACAUUGCUGCGCGGUACAAUCACAUGGUGAUGAUAAAGACUCUCCUGGGUGCGUUCUGCUCUGUGGCUGAGAAAAACCAGGUUGGAGACACAGCUCUUCAUGUGGCUGCCGCCUUAAAUCACAGAAAAACAGUGAGUCUGUUGCUGGAGGCAGGAGCUGACAGCUGCUUAAAGAACAAUGCCGGCUGCACUGCCCUCGACAAGGCCAGAGACAAUAAUAACAGAGAAGUGGCUCUUCUUUUGGCCAAAUCCAAUCAGGUUCAGAGGUUUGCACGAGGCAGAACUGUGAGGAAGAGGAGGGAUUUACAGAGAGCGCAGAGAAGAGCCCAGUCUGUACCUCGAGAUGAAGUGCUUGCUGGGAAGGACAGUGCAUCAGUGGCUGAAGGCACACACAGCAGUGACCGGGCACUUCGCAGGACAGGACAGCCACUGAAUAAGACCACAUCUAGUCCUCACACCAGGAGGAAGACCAGGAGACUCAAAGAGAGGACCGAGCACGCGUCCUUGAGAGAGAACCUCCUACAGACUCCCAGACGCAGCAGCCCAAGCCUUCAGGAAGACGACAGGUGUCCAAACGGAAGAGCUUACCAGCUGUACACUCUGUACCGUGACGAGGACGGCCGCGUAAAACAGACACCUGCCAAUGGCUGUAACUGUAAACCCUUAAUAAAAAAACUGGAGAACCAGCUGAAGGCCACCAAGAAGGAGAUGAGGUCCCAGAUCCACACUGUGCAGGAGCAGAUGAACUGCAGACUGGGCAGAAUAGACCGUCAGAGUAAACACCAGAUUAAAGUUCUGGAGAAGAUGACGCAGGAGCGUGUAUCAGCCGAGAGGAUGGAGUGCCAUUACCGCAUCAAUCAGAGAGCCACUGCGGAGAGGAUGGAGGACCAGCGGAGACAGCAGGCAUCUACAGCCAGUGAGGUGAAAAACUGGUGCAUGUCGAAGCUCCAGGACAUGGAGGAGCACUUACCAGCAGAGGCUCAGUACUACAAACUCCUCCACUCUCCUUCUACGGAUCGUUCCGCGGGGGAGACUGAUCAGGAGUGUCUCCCGCUGCUGUCGGUCAUCUCUGAGGACAGCAUCAGCUCUCUGGCCACCUACGUCAACGUGCUGCCGAAGCCAGCAGCAGCAGGAUCUGCUGGAAAAAGCCCCGAGUUUGAUGACCUUCAGGGGAGGAAAUAUUUUGAACUGAAGCUGGACAGCUCACCCAAUAAUUAUCAGAAUCUAUCAGAGCACCGUGUCGUGCUACCGUCCCCGUGCAUGCCUGUAAACGCACACAGGCCCCUCUCUCGACGGCUGGCCAACGCUGACCCCCAGCGGCUGAACAAGGAACAGCAAGAAACUGAGUGCAGGCUGGGUCAGAAUGAGGAUUUCAGCUAUAGCAGCACAAGCAGCAGCCUGUCCACUCCCAGCAGGGGCGUCAACGACAGUGACCCAGAACCCGCGAGGCUUCAGGCCUGGCACCAUCGCAGACACCUGAAAGACAGGAUCAAAGCCCACCGUGCCAGCGUCCAGCAGGGCGGCACUAUGCACACCCUGGAGUUUUUCUCCGAGCCCCCCACAGAGUCCUCUUUCAUCCAGGAGAGGGCCAACCUGCACGCGAUUGAGGUCACUCAGCGCUUCUUUGAGACAGUGUCCACACAGCUGGAGCGAUGGUACGAGAGGAAGAUCCAGGAAGCUCAGAGAGCUGUGGAGCACCGGGCACAACAGGACAGAGCCGGCCUGCUGGAGCGCAUCAACACCCUGGAGGAGGAGCUCCGGAGGCUGAGGGCCAGCACUCCAACUGACCCUUAA